AUGACUGUUGUGUCUCAGGAGAAUCACGACGACACUGUGGUCGUCACUCCUGUGUUGCAAGAUGCAGUGGGUUUGGAGGCAGCAGACCAAGAGUGCAGUGAGAGAGUGGUCAUUAACAUCUCAGGCCUGCGUUUUGAGACACAACUGAAGACACUCUCUCGGUUCCCCGCAACACUUCUGGGAAACCCAAGUAAAAGGAUUCGUUUCUUUGAUCCACUUAGAAACGAGUAUUUUUUUGAUCGGAACAGACCGAGCUUUGAUGCCAUACUCUAUUAUUAUCAAUCAGGAGGUAGAUUACGGCGGCCUGUCAGUGUUCCAGUGGACAUUUUCUUAGAAGAAAUAAAGUUCUAUGAACUUGAGCAAGAGGCAAUAGAGAUGUUUUGUGACGAUGAGGGCCUGGCUAAAGAAGAAGAGCGGCCAUUGCCUACCAAUGAGUUCCAGAAGCAAUUAUGGCUUUUGUUUGAAUAUCCGGAGAGUUCAGGACCCGCACGGAUAAUAGCUAUUGUGUCUGUUAUGGUUAUUCUUAUUUCUAUUGUUAUAUUUUGCCUGGAGACUUUACCUGAGUUCAGAGAAGUCCCAGUGUUGCCAGAGAACGCCAAUGGCAGUGCGCAGGGCAAAGUGCUAAAUCCCUUCACAGACCCAUUUUUCAUGGUUGAGACACUUUGUAUAGUGUGGUUCUCAUUUGAAUUCACUAUGAGAUUUCUCUCAUGUCCCAGUAAAGCAGCUUUUUUCAAAAACAUCAUGAACUUGAUUGAUGUAGUUGCUAUAGCACCCUACUUUAUUACACUGGGACUUGAUUUGGCGGAGCACCAAGGCAGUAGUCAGCAAGCAGCAUCCUUGGCCAUCCUAAGGGUUAUCCGUUUGGUGCGUGUCUUCAGGAUUUUUAAACUCUCAAGACACUCCAAAGGUCUCCAGAUCCUUGGGCAAACUCUUCAUGCAAGUUUGCGUGAGCUGGGCCUGUUGAUUUUCUUUCUGCUUAUAGGAGUGGUCUUAUUCUCCAGUUCGGUUUACUUUGCAGAGGUGGAGGACCCGAAGUCAGGAUUUUCCAGUAUACCUGAUGCAUUUUGGUGGGCUGUUGUGACUAUGACAACAGUGGGCUAUGGGGACAUGUGCCCAUCCACUAUUGGGGGUAAAUUUGUGGGCUCUUUAUGCGCCAUAGCGGGAGUCCUAACAAUAGCUCUGCCUGUCCCGGUAAUAGUGUCUAACUUCAAUUAUUUUUAUCAUCGAGAAAACGAAGAGGAAGAAAACGUCCAGUAUGUGCAUGUGACAUGUGGGCAACAAGAGCAGCCAUCGUUUGUCGAUAGUGACUCUAAUAAAAGCACACUGUCGCUUUCGAAGUCAGAGUCCUACCACAGUGAAGGAGACCUAGAGACAUUGACGUAUGCAGAUUCCACCCCACCAGAGACCUACACAGGGAAAUUGACUGUUGUUUGAGUAACACUUUAAUGUGAUGUAGGUCUACGUGAAGGCAGUGGAGCGCAGUUUUUACAGCAAAUAUUACCUCAACACUACCACUUGCUAUCCUUAUUUAUUAAAACGGGCUUAUUGUGGAGCCCCAUUUAAUAAGGAACGUUUCAAUCAAAUACCUCGUAGACUUGGGUGCAAAAGGUUUGGGUUCUUGAUACGCUAGU
This is a messenger RNA of Boleophthalmus pectinirostris (great blue-spotted mudskipper), 1631 nucleotides long. RefSeq names its product shaker-related potassium channel tsha2-like. The coding region runs from base 1 to 1434 and encodes 477 amino acids. Lineage: Eukaryota; Metazoa; Chordata; Actinopteri; Gobiiformes; Gobiidae. Gene Ontology annotation, biological process: protein homooligomerization; potassium ion transmembrane transport. Gene Ontology annotation, molecular function: protein binding; delayed rectifier potassium channel activity. The transcript has a single exon. Gene Ontology annotation, cellular component: membrane; voltage-gated potassium channel complex. The record is from RefSeq and is a predicted model, not a curated record.